This is a messenger RNA of Ilex paraguariensis (yerba mate), 1949 nucleotides long. The record is from the annotation of a GenBank genome assembly. NCBI's taxonomy places the organism in Eukaryota, Viridiplantae, Streptophyta, Magnoliopsida, Aquifoliales, Aquifoliaceae.
UGGCACUGCCAAGAGCAGCCAACACCUCCCAGAAUGAUCAGUAGCGCCUCCCAUGGCGGACUGGUUCAUUAUUCUUAUCUCUCAAAGUUCAUCGUUUCCAAAGGUCAUAUGACCCUUCAAGUUCCCGUAGAGCCAACCAAAGCAAAAAUCAAUUAAUAAUCAGAUUUCUGAUUUUUUAUUACAUUAAAAUUAAGAUAAUUUAUCACAACAGCUCUUCAUAUCAAUGUCUUCAGCGCGUAGAUUAAUGGCGACUAUGUCGAACAAUUGGUCACUGAAGAACGGACUUUCACUUUGGUGUCCUCAGUCUACUUCUCUGAAUCGACUCCCUCGACAGUCCUCAGUCCCUUCCAGAAGCUUCCGAAGAAGCUACACCGUUUUGUCGUCAUCUUUUGCCAACGAGAAUCGAGAAUAUGUGAUAGUUGGUGGAGGAAAUGCAGCUGGAUACGCGGCUCGGACUUUUGUCGAACAUGGAAUGGCCAAUGGAAAGCUUUGCAUUGUGUCCAAAGAGGCAUAUGCGCCAUAUGAACGCCCAGCUUUGACAAAAGGUUAUUUGUUCCCAUCAGAUAAAAAGCCAGCACGGUUACCUGGAUUCCAUACUUGUGUCGGCUCAGGUGGGGAGAGACAAACUUCCGAGUGGUAUAAGGAGCAAGGGAUAGAGAUGCUGUAUGAAGAUCCAGUGACAGGUAUUGAUAUUGAAAAGCAAACUUUGACAACAAAUUCUGGAAAGCUGCUCAAGUAUGGUACACUUAUAAUUUCUACAGGAUGUACAGCCUCAAGAUUUCCAGAGAAAAUUGGAGGAAAGUUACUAGGCGUUCACUAUAUCCGGGAUGUUGCAGAUGCUGAUUCACUUAUAGCAUCACUGGAGAAAGCACGAAAGGUGGUCGUGGUUGGUGGUGGUUAUAUUGGCAUGGAGGUUGCAGCAGCUGCUGUGGGUUGGAAACUUGAUACUACUGUUAUAUUUCCAGAAGACCAUCUUUUGCAAAGGUUGUUUACUCCUUCACUUGCCCGGAAAUAUGAAGAACUCUACCAAGAGAAUGGUGUUAAAUUCAUGAAGGGUGUCUCCAUUGAAAAUUUAGAAGCUGGUUCUGAUGGGCGUGUAGCUGCUGUUAAACUCGGAAAUGGAUCCACCAUAGAUGCAGACACGAUUAUUAUCGGUAUUGGAGCAAAACCUGCUGUCAGUCCCUUUGAAAGUGUUGGCUUAAAUACCACUGUUGGUGGAAUACAGGUUGAUGGUCAGUUCCGAACAAGCAUUCCUGGAAUUUUUGCCAUUGGAGAUGUGGCAGCUUUCCCGUUAAAGAUGUACAACCGGAUUGCACGAGUUGAACAUGUUGACCAUGCUCGACGAUCGGCCCAGCAUUGCAUUAAAGCAUUACUUAGUUCACAAACUCACACAUAUGACUAUCUCCCAUAUUUUUAUUCGAGGGUCUUUGAAUAUGAAGGAAGCCCAAGGAAAGUUUGGUGGCAGUUUUUCGGAGACAAUGUUGGGGAGACUAUUGAAAUCGGGAAUUUUGAUCCGAAGAUAACUACUUUCUGGAUGGACGCUGGUAAACUGAAGGGGGUUCUUCUUGAAAGUGGAAGCCCUGAGGAAUUUCAACUCCUUCCCAAACUUGCGAGGAGCCAGCCUUUUCUUGAUAAAGCUAAACUUAAGAAUGCAACUUCAGUUGAGGAGGCACUAGAAGUUGCCCGAGCUGCCUUACAGGAUGAAGCUGCAGUUUAGUUCAGGAUUACAUAAAUGAAUGUUGCAUAGCAAGCUUGGUACAAACUUCCAUCUUUUUGUACCUAAAUCUUUUCUAGUUCUCACCCAACCUCUUCCUGCAACACAAUCGAAUCAUGUGUAUUAAGAGCGUGAGAGAGAGAGAGAUGCAUCUGGCAGCAGUUUAGCAGAUGUGAUAAUAAUUCUUGACCAAUAAAAUGCGUGUUUGAGAUUUUCUUCAUGGUGCAUUUGGAUG